AUCUCACAUUUCUCUCUCUCUCUCUCACUCACCACAAUUCAAGCUGAGCAGCAGAAGCUGUUUCUCUCCGAUCUGCUCGAAAUCCAAUUCUCCAUUAAUUCCGUCUUCUCCAAUUCAAUCAUCUCCGCAGUUCGAUUGGCUUUUUGGUUGUGUCAAUUGGCGCUGUUGUUCUUUAUCAUUAUUCGGUAUUUGUUGAGCUGCAGAAGAUGGAGAGGGAUUUCUUCGGCUUGGCGGUGAAGCAGGAGGCGCCUGAAGAGCCUAUUGACGCUGCUCCAUUGAGAAGUUCAGCAAUGCAUUGGCCAUUUUCGAGCAAGGGUUCAUCAGUUCCUCAGCUCUUAUCCUUCGAUGGUGCUGGCACUCAAGAUACUAGUUUUGAUUCAUCAACUGGAUUGGUGAGCUUAGCAUCAGCUGAAACAUUCGACUCUGAUCACAGGCCGUAUACAUUUACUCAGAAAAGUGUUGGUUUUGAGAAGCAAGGUGGAGUUCCUUUUGCUGCGACAACUUAUCCUUCGAAGCCUAAUCAUUGUGUUGUCACUGGUCAAACGAAUCUGGCAAUCUCGCCGGUUGUCGGGGUUCCACUGUCGAAUCCUGUCAUAGCUAUGGGAAGCAGCCCAGUGGUGGGAACUACUGACUUAAGAAAUGCUUCCAAAACUGCCGGUGGUUCUUCUCAGCUAACCAUAUUCUACAAUGGCACGGUGUGUGUCUACGACAGCAUUUCACCCGAGAAGGCUCAGGCUAUAAUGCUGUUGGCCGGAAAUGGACCAACUAUCACAUCUCCAGCAGCUCCCGUCCAAGCACCAUUUCCAUGGUCAUCGAUUUCUGAUGCAUUUGUGAGCCAGCCUUACAGCACUUCACCGCAUCAUUUAAGCCCUGUCCUGGUUUCUUCCCCCAGUGUCUCUCAAUUUGCUACCUGGUCUGGAGCCAACAAUGAUAAGGUUGUCUCGUCUUCAAAAGCUUCUGAGCCUGCCCCUAUGGUCGGACACACCACUUUCAUCUCUUCGGGUACCGUACCACAGUCGCGUAGAAGAUCCCUUGCCCGAUUUUUGGAGAAGCGCAAGGAGAGGGUAACGGGUGUAUUGCCGUAUGCUGAAGAGAAAUCUGCGGAUUGCAAUACAGCGGCAGGAGGCUCGUCGGGGCCUCGUCCGGUCGUGCCGGCAGUCAUCUAAUCUCCAUGAAUAGGAAUUUUCACAAGCUCAUAUAUAAGGUAAUCUCCAUGAGUAGGAAAUUUCAUGAGAUCAUAUAUAUAUAUAUAAAAGGUGCUUGCAAUGACACAAAUUGAUAAUUUGUUGAAAAUUAGGGCAUUUAUCAAAAUUAUGAAAUGUGUACAUUGCUAUUAUUAAUUAAAUUUAAUUUUUGAUUGUUGCU
Messenger RNA from Andrographis paniculata, 1365 nucleotides. RefSeq names its product protein TIFY 6B. Lineage: Eukaryota; Viridiplantae; Streptophyta; Magnoliopsida; Lamiales; Acanthaceae. The record is from RefSeq and is a predicted model, not a curated record. Gene Ontology annotation, cellular component: nucleus. Bases 207 to 1166 code for a protein of 319 amino acids. Gene Ontology annotation, biological process: regulation of jasmonic acid mediated signaling pathway; response to wounding; regulation of defense response. The transcript has 7 exons.